UAUAUACAGGUAGAUAUGCGUAUGUUUGAACCAUUACAAAGUGGUUUUAGCUUCAAAAGAAUUAACUAAUCAAUACAGAAGAUGAGUUUUCUAGCGGGAAGGUUAGCAGGAAAAGAAGCUGCUUAUUUCUUCCAGGAAUCCAAACAAGCCAUUACAAAAUUAUCCCAAAAGAAUCCACCAAUCUCAAAAAUCAAUUCAGAUGAACGACACGUCGUUCAAGAUCACGCCGACGUUCUUCCAGAAAUUCUCAAACACUCUCUUCCUUCCAAAUUAUUCAAAGACGAAACGGCGGAUUCAUUAUCGUUCUCUGCAUCCAAAUGGAUCCUUCCUUCUGAUCCCAAAAUUCGAUAUUCUGUGUCUCCUGAUGUUAUCAAUCCUCUUCGUGGUUUCGUUUCUUUGCCCCGAGCUACCUUUGGCCCCAAGAGGUGGGAAAUGCCUGAAUCAACACACGGGGUUUCAGCCUCUACAGCUAAUGAACUGCGUCAGGACCGAUAUGAAUUUCAUGCUAACCCGGAAAAAUUAAAAGCAGCAUCUGAAGGGCUUGCAAAUCUUGGAAAGGCAUUUGCUAUUGCCACUGCAGUUGUAUUUGGUGGUGCUGCGAUGGUAAUCGGUACAGUGGCAUCCAAGUUAGAACUGCAUAAUAUGGAUGACCUCAAAACUAAAGGAAAGGAUGUUGUUGAGCCACAACUUGAUAAUAUCAAAAAGCAAUUUAUUCCCAUGAAAAUAUGGGCUGAAAAUAUGUCAAAAAAGUGGCAUUUGGAAAGGAAAGAUGUCGAGCAGAAGGCUUUCGUAAAAGAUCUAUCUAACCUUUUUGGUGCUAAAUAAUCAGAUUGAGAUUUGUAUAUUUACUUGUUUUCCUUUUAUUAUACUUUGCAUUAAUAAUAGUGGCAUGGGUGAUAUGUAGAUAAUUUGGAUCUAGUGUUCCUCUGGCUGUUGUUCUGGCUUUAGUGUAGAAGUUAAAGCUUUCUGGAGAAUGAAAAUAAUACAGUAUAUGUAGUAAAUAACAGAAUUGCUGUUUUGGUUAAUUCAGCAAUUCAUUUGUUCUUUCA
Molecule: messenger RNA, 1049 nt
Organism: Vicia villosa (hairy vetch)
Lineage: Eukaryota; Viridiplantae; Streptophyta; Magnoliopsida; Fabales; Fabaceae
Exons: 5
Coding region: 82-825 (247 amino acids)
Source: RefSeq, a predicted model, not a curated record